This is a messenger RNA of Sungouiella intermedia, 1653 nucleotides long. The record is from the annotation of a GenBank genome assembly. NCBI's taxonomy places the organism in Eukaryota, Fungi, Ascomycota, Pichiomycetes, Serinales, Metschnikowiaceae.
AUGUCAACGAGUAUUCGCCGUUCACCAUCAGGCUCAUCCGAAAGCUCCAGCGACGACUUGCUCGCCAACAACAAAAACAGCACAGCCACUCAUCAAAUAACAGAGGAUGGCGUUGAUUCUAGCAGCACGCUCGCCAAAGACCAUAAAGGGAAAGAAACACACCCCACAUUUCUCGUCAUGAUGCUCACCCUAGCAUCUUCGAUUUCGGGAUUCAUGUUCGGUUACGAUACCGGCUACAUUUCUGCUGCGUUGGUGAUGGUCGGCACCGACUUGUCCAACAAAAUCUUGACCUCGGGCGAGAAGGAAUUGAUUACUUCGGCCACAUCGCUUGGUGCCCUUUUGGGUGCUGUUCUUGGUGGUGUGUUGGCCAACUUGUGUGGAAGAAAGCGUGUUCUUAUGGGCCUGAACGUUGUGUUCGUUGUGGGCACCAUCAUCCAGCUUGUCGCCAAAACCGUGUGGACUAUGAUCGCCGGAAGAUUUGUCCUUGGUUGGGGUGUGGGAGCUGCAUCACUUAUUGCUCCGCUCAUGUUGAGUGAGUUGGCUCCUUCAAAGUAUAGAGGCCGUCUUAUUGUCACGAAUUGCAUGUUCAUCACAGGUGGUCAGUUGGUGGCCUACUUCAUCAACUGGGGCUUGACUAACAUGGCCCAUGGCUGGAGAGUCUCUGUUGGAUUGUGCAUGGUUCCUGCCGUCAUCCAGCUGAUCAUUUUCGUUUUCUUGCCUGACACUCCAAGAUACUACGUCAUCAAAGGUAACUAUGAGAGAGCUAAGGAAGUUUUCUUGAAGACAAACCGGGACUGCACUGAUCAGUAUGCCGAUGUAGUUAUCAAGGACAUGGUUGCAUCAAACUCCACCGUUCCUGGCUCUCCACUCACCCAAAUUUGGAACUCCAUUAAGCUUAUCCACAGAAACCCUGCCAAUUUAAGAGCUUUGAUCUUGGCUUGUGGUUUGCAAGGUAUCCAACAGUUCACCGGUUUCAACUCGUUAAUGUACUUUUCUGCCACCAUUUUCGAAACCAUUGGCUUCCACAAUGCCACUGCUGUUUCUAUCAUUGUUGCUGCCACCAACUUCGUUUUCACAGGUGUUGCUCUUUGCAUUAUCGACAAAGUUGGACGUCGUCGUAUUUUAUUGUGGGCCAUUCCAGGUAUGUGCAUCUCUUUGAUUGUGUGUGCUAUUGCAUUCCACUACUUGGGCGUAAAAUUCGGCUCCAGCUCUGAAGUGGUUAUUCAAAAGACCGGAAUUUCCGGUUGGGGUAUCGUCAUCAUCAUUGGAAUGGUGAUGUUCGUUGCAACUUACGCCAUUGGUAUUGGUAACAGUGCAUGGACUGGGGUCGAGUUGUUCUCUGAUGUUAAUGUUAGAUCUGUGGGUGGUAUGUACGCGGCAGCAACCAACUGGAGUGGUUCUUUGGUCAUUUCAUCGACAUUCUUGACUAUGUUGGAGAAAAUCACUCCACCAGGCACCUUUGCAUUCUUUGCAGCCCUUUGCUUUAUUUCGUUUUUGUUUGUUUACUUCUUGCUUCCAGAAGUUUCAGGCUUGGAGUUGGAGGAGACCUCCAAUUUAUUGGAAGACGGCUUCAAUGUGAAGGCUGCAUCUGAGUUGUCGAGAGAGAGAAGAAAGAUCUCUAAGUAUCUCAACAACGAUAACGAAAACGUUUAG